CUGACGCAGCGGGUGAAGGUCCGGAAUGAAGUCACGGGCUACGUGGGCGAUGAGGCCAUGCUGCAAUGCCUCUUCCCCGCCACCAGCCCCGACAUCAAAGUCAGCCAGGUUACCUGGAUGAAGGAGAUGGGGGGCAAGAAGCAGAACGUGGCUGUCUAUCUCCCAGACCACAAGCCCAACUUCCCCUUGGACAACAGCGGCAGGAUCCGGUUUCUGAACGUCUCCCUGCAGGAUGCCACGCUGAUCAUCCAGCCCUUGCGCAUGAGUGACGAGGGCACCUACGUCUGUGAAUUCGCCACCUACCCUCAUGGCAACGAGGAUGGGGUCACCACGCUCAGCAUCCUGGCCAGGCCCACCAACACGGCGGAGUCGCGGAAGGUGGUGGCGGGUAACACCACGAUCCCGGUGGCCGUCUGCACCUCAGCCAACGGCAAACCCCCUGCCCAGAUCAAGUGGCUCUCCACCCUCCCCGGCAACUUCAAUGCCUCCGAGGUGACCAAUGGAGACGGCACCAUCACCGUCACCAGCCAGUUCAACAUGGUGCCCACGGCGGCGGCAGACCAGCAGCAAAUCACCUGCGUCAUCAGCCAGAGGACACUGGCUGCGCCGGAGAACAUCCCGGUCGUGCUGUCCGUGCUGUACCCCCCCCAAGUCACUAUCGAUGGCUAUGAUGACAACUGGUACGUGAGCCGGAGUGAGGCCGUGCUGAGAUGCGCGGCCAAAGGGAACCCCAAACCCACCCAUUACUCCUGGAGCACCCCCAGUGGGCCGCUGCCCCCCACGGUGCAGGUACAGGGCGACCGGCUGAUGGUGCAGUCGGUGGACGUGGCGGUGAACACGACCUUCAUCUGCCAGGUCACUAAUAGCGUGGGGACGACACGGGUCGAGCAGACCGUCCUGGUGCGAGAGCACCCCAUGAGGCUGCAGAGCAGUGCCGGAGCCGUGGCUGGGGGCCUCGUCGGGGGCAUCCUGGCCCUCGCCCUGCUGGGGGCUCUGGUAUUCUUCCUGCUCCGCCGGCGCCGCGCCCGGCCCCCUCUCAAGGGCGUCUAUGACCCCACCACCCGCGUCUUCGGCAAUGGGGCCGCCCCGCCCCCCAACUUAAUCUACCGCCCCGACUCGGAGCUGGACCGGCCCCUCAAGGCCACGCCGGGCGAGGGGGCCCCUGGGGAGCGGCCCGGCCCCUACAGCUAUCCCGGCCAGCGGCACGAGGAGGAGGAGGAGGAGCGGCUUGACGAGGUGGGGCCCAUGUUGCGGCUCAGCGCCCACCCCGGGCAUGGCGCUCCGAGCGGCUACGAGGAGGACGACAUGGAGUCGCAGCACGACGGGUCCAUCAUCUCCAAGACGGCUGUCUACGUGUGACCGCCCUGCCCUGGGGGGAGCCGAGACAAUGAGGGGUGAACCCCUCGCGGGCGAGGACGAGAGUGUCUGGGGAGCAGAGAUGGAUUAACUCAGGGGGCCGCGGAAACUCCCCGGGGGCGACAAGCUGCUGGGGGGCCAUGGACGCUGGACUUCUGACGCGUGAUCCCGCCAGCCCCAGGCAGUAGGCGGGUCUCGGCUGCCUGGCCAGGUGGGGGGAGAUGCGCCCUUGUGUCGGGGGAAAGGCUCCAUUGACACCCAUGUGCUGGGAUGGGGACGCUCUGCUCGGGGUGAACACAUGGGGCUGGGGACCCUGGAGUGCCGGGAAGGGGGGCAGGAUGGGGAGAUGACAACCCCCUGCCCCCCCAACAGGAAGGUUCGUGCUGAUGCCUUGUUUUUUGUACAGUAGAGUAGUUCCUGAGCCAGGCGUCGGCGUUGGGGGGGGGACUGGGGCUGUGCCGGGGUGCCCCAGCCUGGCUGGAAAUGGGGGAACACAGACCCUCCCGCUUUAAAAGAUGACCCACGCAGCUCCCUGGAUUCAAGAUGUGAUUUGCCUGAUUCUGCCCCACCUGGAAUGAGAGUGGGAGAGUCUGUGACUCCCUCUCCGUUUGGGGGGGGCUUCCCCGAGGCGCACCCUAUGUCUGUGACCUCCCAGCUUUGGGGGUGGAUGGCCCUGGGGCGCCCAGUGUGCACGGGCCCUAGGGAGUGCCAUUUCUCCCUUGUCUCCCAGUGUCUGUGUGACACACUGUUUACACCC
This is a messenger RNA of Terrapene triunguis (Three-toed box turtle), 2113 nucleotides long. RefSeq names its product nectin-2-like. NCBI's taxonomy places the organism in Eukaryota, Metazoa, Chordata, Testudines, Emydidae. The record is from RefSeq and is a predicted model, not a curated record. The coding region runs from base 58 to 1359 and encodes 433 amino acids. The transcript has 5 exons.